This is a messenger RNA of Medicago truncatula (barrel medic), 2707 nucleotides long. RefSeq lists its product as uncharacterized. NCBI's taxonomy places the organism in Eukaryota, Viridiplantae, Streptophyta, Magnoliopsida, Fabales, Fabaceae. Bases 8 to 2359 code for a protein of 783 amino acids. The record is from RefSeq and is a predicted model, not a curated record. The transcript is spliced from 10 exons. Gene Ontology annotation, molecular function: DNA binding.
UUCAAAGAUGGGAAAAAAGAAUAACAAAAGAAAAAAGGAAGAGAUCGCUGAAGAAUGGUGCUUUGUUUGCAAAGAUGGUGGUGAACUGAGAGUAUGUGAUUUCAGGGAUUGCCUUAAAACCUAUCAUGCUAAAUGCCUGGGUCAUGAUGCUUCCUUUAUGGAGAAUGACAAUAAUUGGUGUUGUGGUUCCCAUUAUUGCUACCUUUGCGGUAGAGCAUCGAAGUUUAUGUGCUUGUGUUGCCCAAUAGCUGUUUGUGGAAGAUGCUUCUAUGAUGCUGAAUUUGCCACUGUCAAAAGAAACAAAGGAUUUUGUAGGCACUGCUCAAAACUUGCAUUUCUAAUUGAGACAAAUGCUGAUGUUGAUUCUGAUGGGGAGAAGAUAGAUAUGAGAGAUCCAGAUACAGUUGAAAGUUACUUUUUAGAAUAUUAUCAAGUUAUCAAAGAAAGAGAAGGGCUGAAUUCUCAGGAUAUUUACAUUGCCCGUGACAUCGUUAAAAAUGGGAAAAACAAGCGUGACUUGGAUCCGUAUGAAAUAGGUGAGGGGGAAGAUGAUACUGGUGAUUCUGAUGUGAGCAACUUUAUAGGAUCUGAUUGUGACGACUUCGAUGAAACGUCAAGAGUUAAAUCAGUGAAGAGAAAGAAGUGUACGAAAAAGCUCAAAUCAAUAAAAGGGAAAGUAGCGAAAGAUAAGAAAAAGGAUUUUGUAGGAUGGGGUUCAAGAAGUCUCAUAGAUUUUCUUAAAAAUAUUGGUAGAGACACGACCAAAGCUUUUUCCGAAAUUGAAGUUGCUUCGAUCGUCAAUGAUUACUGCCACAAACACCAGCUUUUUGACCCCAAGAAAAAGAAGAUAAUCUGUGAUGCAAAUUUAAAAACUUUGCUGAGGCGGCGGAAAACAGUUAAAAAGAACAACAUACAGAAGCUUCUUGCAUCUCAUUUUGUAGAUAAUUUUGAAGAAACUGAUAGUAGUUCAGAAGAAAGGGAUGACAAUGAGGCAUUCAAAUUUCGAAAGCACAGAAAUUUGAAUUCAACUAUAAAAUCUUGUCAGAAUGUACGUUCGAAAGAGCUGCCAAGUGGAUUUGCAGCUAUAGUUAGUUCAAACAUAAAACUUGUCUACCUGAAGAGGAGCUUAAUUGAGGAGCUUUUGAAGCAACCAGAAACCGAUGGCAAAGUGUUGGGAAGUUAUGUUAGAAUCAAAUCCGACCCAAAUGACUAUUUACAAAAGAAUUCUCAUCUGCUCGUACAAGUCAAAGGAAUCAACAGAUCAUCAAAGCAAGAUGACAUCAGCCAAGAAAUUCUGCUCCGGCUUUCUAAUGUGCCAAAAGAUGUACCUAUCAGCCAAAUUUCUGAUGUUGACUUUUCUGAGGAAGAAUGUCAAGAUCUGUAUCAGAGAAUGACAAAUGGUCUGCCCCAAAAGCCAACUAUACUGGAGCUUGAGAAGAAAGCCAGAACUCUGCAUGAAGAUAUCACAAAGCAUUGGAUCUCAAGGGAGAUAGAAUUGUUACGAAAUCGUAUUGAUCGGGCCAAUGAAAAGGGAUGGAGGAGAGAACUUGCUCAGUACAUGGACCAAAAACAGAAGCUUGAGUCUGCAGCCGAACAAUCACGUUUAUUAAGUGAAAUUCCAAAAGUAAUUCCGGAACUGGUCGGUACCAAUCUGUCGCCAGAAGAUUCUUCAAGAAAAGAUAUGCUAGAGAAAAAAGAUUUGCCAGAAUUAGACAUUGGAGAGACUUGUGACGCUUUUGGACAAUACUCCAGUGAAGAGACUUGUGACUCCACACAUGAUGGUUUUACCCAAUGUCCGGAUAAGAGAGCAGAUGUUGUAGGUCCAAAAUCUCCUGUGAAAAAUAACCAAGAUGAUCCAGCCUUUCCUGCCCCUGUUGAACAACUAUCUGCACUUCUUAAAGAAUCAAACUCUAAUUGUCAGACCUUAAACCCAGAAAAAUGUGGCUUGCCUCAAUCAAGUAACACUAUAUCUGCUUCUGAUGAUGUAAAUUGCAGAAAUCUGAGUACUGACAUGGAUGCCAAUCAUGCAGUAAAGGAAAGGCGAAGCGCUUCGGUUGCUGAUCCCGUUAAGGUGAUCGUCAAUGAUGCUACAGUGUUAAGUGACAGUGAUGAAGAGGAUGUGAGUAUUGAAGUAACUUCAUCUGGAAGAAAGGGAGUGGAGAGUAUUGAUAUUCCUAUUUGGUACUGUUCGGGUGUUCGUGGCUGUGGAACAAGAGGGCCUUUUCCAAUGACUGUACUCAAACACUGGAGUGAAUUGGAUUCCACAUAUGCUCCCUUAGACUUCAAGGUCUGGAAGACGGGUGAGAGUGAAAGAGAGGCAAUGCUUCUAAGGGAUGCACUUAAGCUCUUUUUUCCUUGAUGUCAAAGGAUAAAAAAGUACUUUAUCCUUUGACACUUUGUGAGAUCGAAAAAUUUGCCAGUAUAAUUCUUAUCUCUCAUGUGAAUCUCUAACAUGUUCUUAUUUCUUCCACUCAUUGUCAUACAAUCUCAGGAGAGACUCAACUCAGUGAUGUUUUUGAAGAUGUCAAACUGCUAACUGUCCGCACCGUAAAUCCAAGAAUUUCACAAAUCCAAACACAUGCAAUGUUUUUGAACAUCAAAAUACUGAUUCCAAAUGUGUUUAUCUCAUAAAAUUAUGAUCAGGUUUCAACCAUUAUCCACAGUUUCAUGGAGUACAAUAAAUUUUCAAGAAUUUAUAUUUUUAAAA